GGAUUCUUAUUCAAGUGGAAGGAAGCCUGGGAUCACGGGCCUGCGGGCCUCGGCCUUCGACGCAAGUCUAAGGCUCCUCCCCCGCACCGGCAGAGGGCGACCUCUCUCGCAGCCUCGGUUCGUAGGAGGGGCCUUCCGGAAAGCGAGCGCCCCGGGCUGUAGCUGGCCGAGCGCUGCAGGAAGGGACGCCGGCCUCGCGCCUCUCCUCGUCCCACCUUCAACCGGAGGUACCCGGGAGAAGCUUCUGCCACUCGGGCUCACAAAAUGUUGAGCGCGCGCCCGGAACGACGCUAUGCGCGGGUCUCGCGGUGCGUCUCCUUCAGCGCGAGCCAUAGGCUCCACAGCAAAUUUCUCAGUGAUGAAGAGAAUCUAAAACUGUUUGGAAAAUGUAAUAAUCCCAAUGGCCAUGGGCAUAACUAUAAAGUUGUGGUGACAGUACAUGGAGAGAUUCAUCCUGUAACAGGAAUGGUUGUGAAUCUGACAGAACUGAAAGACAUUAUGGAGGAGGCAAUUAUGAAACCUCUUGAUCAUAAGAACCUGGACCAGGAUGUACCCUACUUUGCAGAUGUCGUAAGCACAACAGAAAAUGUAGCUGUAUAUAUCUGGGAAAACCUUCAGAAAAUUCUUCCUGUGGGAGUCCUUUAUAAAGUCAAAGUGCAUGAAACUGACAAAAACAUCGUUGUCUACAAGGGAGAGCUAUCAGCCUUUGGGGAUUAGCAUUACCAUGUGAACAUUAAAUUCAUGGCAAAUAUCUUUGGAAAGGAACUUUAUCCUGUGAAGUAUUAAUAAGCUGCCACAUAAAUGCUACAAUUGUGUUUUGGAAUAUCUGAAUGUAAAAAAAUAUUUCAAAUUGGCAGAAUUUUUCAUUUAAUUCUAGAGAGCUAUACUUUAUAAAUAAAAACAAAAUGCUUUGGUGGAUCAUUUAAAAAAAAUAUCUUCAUAUUACUUUGUUAUGGUCAUCUAGUUUUCCUAAUAGGGAAUAACAAGUGAAUGAAUGAAUGAAUUAAAAAGUAUUCAAUAAGUGCCUAAUAUUUUUAUUUUAGAGCAUAGACCUAACCAUUCUAUUAAGCAUGCAGGAUACAAAUAAAAAGUGAGGACAGCCUCUGUUCUCAGUGAGUUUACAUUCUUAUAGUGAGAUACAACCUACAUGUUAGAUUAGUGACCAGUGAAGACUCUUUGGUUUGGAGGCACUUAAGUAGCUCAAUGGAUGCAGAGCCAGGCCUUUAAAUGGGUGCUUCUGGGUUCAAAGGUAGCCUUAGGCCCUAGCUGUGUGACUCUGGGCAAGUCACUUAAACCUAGUUACCUCACACUUUCCACUCUUCUGUCUUGGAACUGAUACUUAAUAUUGAUAUGAGGAUAGAAGGCAAGGAUUAAAAAAAAAAAGACCAUUUGGUUUGGAAGGUUCCUAAAUGGAGUUGUAGGAGAGUAUAAAUUGGCAUGCCCUUUCUAGGAACGGUGUUAGGGUUGAUUUCAUUAUGGUUUCAGGACUGGAAAAGGAGGGGAGAGGCAGGGGUGAUUGGUGCAGAGAAUAAAGUGAAGCAUAUCUGGAGAUGAUUUAGUGGGUUUAGUGGGCUCCUAAGGCCACCUACCACUAAUCACCCCUGAGGGUCCAAGAGUAGCCAUUCUGGCAUUCUGGGCAUGGACAUAUUAAGUUGUCUUAGACACAACAAAGUAAAGGAUGUUUUUGUAGGGUAUUUGAAACAUUAAAACGUGUGUAAAACUUUGCAGUAAGUCAAGCUUGAGUGCUAAGAUAGCUACUUUUGAAGACCAGGAAUGAUUAUUACUUGUUAUCCACCUUGUUAAAAUAAUCCAAUAGAAAGUCUCCCAACUCUGAUUUGACAUCACUCCCAUAAGAAUUGCUUUCUCAUUGGCCCCAACCAUUUCCCCCAUGAUUUUAAUUUGUAUUAAAUUAUGUUUGAGAGAUAUUUUUGUAUGUAAACUAGCAUUUCUGUGUUGGGUGCACAGAGCUAGUUCUUAGCUUCUCAUUUGCUCUGCUGGGAGGAGGAGGCAGCACCCCAUAUAAAACUUUGUGUCUAAUGCAUGGUCAAAGAGGGCCUCAUUAAAAAAAGUGAGGACAGCCCCUGCUCUCAGCGAGUUUACCUUCUUAUAGUGAGCUACAACACACAUGUUAGAGGUGACCAGUGAAGGCUCUUUGGUUUGGAGGCAGCUUGGAGUCCCCAAAGAGGGACAGAUUAAAGGCCAGAAUGACUCUUAAAGUUUUAUUAAAUUUAAGUUCUCUGGACCUGGGGGUCAGUAGACCUAGAUUCAGAUCUCAGUUCUGCUAUUUUAUUAGUUGUAUAUAGCCUUUAAUUUUCUGUCUUUAAAAGAGAGGCAAUAAUUAUUUUAUUACUCAUCCUACAGGGAUGCCAUGAAAAUCAAACUGAUUAUGUAAAUUUUAUAGAAAGGCAGUGUGGUAUAGUGGAGUGUGAGCUGGCAGUAGAGUCAGAAAGACCUGAGUUCAAGAUCUACCUCUGACAUACUGACUGUGACCCUGGGUAAGUAACUAACUCUCAGUGUUCUAGGCAAUUCCAGGACUCUGUUGCAGAGAAGGUGGCAUUGGUGGGAAUUCCCAAAGCCAUUAGUUCCUUAUACCAAUGAAAGUACAGGUCUAGUCCCUAUCUCUGUGUCAUUUAUACAGUGAUUUGAAAACAGAAGGUACUAUUAUAAAUAUCAGUUAUUCCUUAAAUUUUGAAACUUGAGAUGGUGAUGAAUUAUAUAGUUUAGAUUAGAGGAUAAAUUCAUAUGUAUCUCAUACAGCUUUUGGAUGAGUUAUUUAUUUGAUAAAUUAUGCCAUAACCAUUGGUGGCUGAAAAAAGCUGUAUGAGAACUUCUGAGUAGAAGACUAAUGCUAGAUUAUAAAGCAUUAUAUUUAGAAAGGAUUAGCAUUAGUUUCUCUGAGUUGCUUCAAGAAAACAAUGUCUCUUAUUUUUUCUUCCUGGUAUCCUUAAUAGAAGUUUUCAUUUUGUAUUUGUGUGUGUGUGUGUGUGUGUGUGAGAGAGAGAGAGAGAGAGAGAGAGACAGACAGACAGACACAGAGAGACAAAGAGAGAGAGAAAGUGAGAGAAAGUGAGAGAAAGGAAGAGAAACAAAGGGAGAAAGACAGGGAGAUAGGUUAGGGGAGUGAUAGAGAGAAAGAGGUAGAGAAAGAAUAAUAAAGAGAGGGAAGAAAAACAAAAAAGGAGGAAGACAGACAGGAGAAAGACAGAGUAAGGCAGACAUGGGCAGAGAAAGUACAAGCAAGACAUAAAGACAGAGAAAGGCUGAAAAGACAUAAUGAUAUGAUAGGGUUAUAACAUUUGCAUCAUAUAGAACUGAAAAAUUUUGGGAAUCCUGAUAUGAAAUGGAGCUGUUAUGAGGCAUUGAGGCUGUUGCAACAGACUGUAACAUUCCUUCAAUUUGGAUUUCUCCCCAUCUUGUCUAGUUUCUCCCUAAGGGGGAAAAAAAAACUCCAACCCAAACCAAAUCAGUGUUUUGAUAGGGACCUAUAAUUAGAAAGAUCAUUCCAUUCCAAACUAAUUUUAUUUGACUGAUGAGGGUGAGGUAGGAGAGAGAAGCAGUGUGGUCUAAUUGAAAGAGUAUUGGCCAAGGAUUUAGAAGAGCUGGGUUUCAAUUUGAGCCAUCAUUUACUAGUUAUGCUAUCUUACCAGAAUAAUUUAUUCUUUCUGGACUUUAGCUAUUUCAUCUACAGAGUAUUUGGAAGUUAGACUAGUUCCUAGGUUAUUUUUAGCUCUGAAAUUUGUGCAGUCCCAUGAUUCUGCAUCCAUAUGUCUAUCACAUAAAGGUUAGUUUUUUGUUUUGUUUUUGAGGUAUUGUUUAAGUCUAAUGGAAAUAUUUGGAAAUAGCAGAUUUUGAGGUUCUGGUUUAUAUAGGAAUUAAAUUCAGCUUGAAUAAGUAUGGAAGGACUGGAUUGGACUUGACAGUUUUGAAACAAAACUUUAACAACUUUAAACAGCAUUUUACUGCAACAACAACUUUAAACAACAUUUAUCAGGUGCAAAAAUAUUAGAAAUACUGAACUUUACAAUAUCAGACAUUUUAAAAAUAGAGAAAUUUUGGUGUACAUUAACAUUCAAACUUAUUCUUCUCAGCGAAAUGUAUUUGUGAAAAUUAGUUGCUUAAUUUUGGAUCCUGGAUGGUUUGAUCUGAAUAUCUUCAUCAAAUAUGUAUUAAACAUCUACUCUGUUGUUAUACUAAGUGGAUACUGAGCAGCAAAAUGCAUAACUCUUGUUCUUCAGGAGCUUAACAAUUUGGUUGGGGAGGCACACAUGAAUAUUUAAACAACAUGUCUUAUUUAAAUUUUAUCUUUUCCAGUAACUAGCAUAAUCAAUAAAUCAAUAUUUAUUAACUAUCUA
Monodelphis domestica (gray short-tailed opossum) is the source of this 4352-nucleotide messenger RNA. It is a transcript of the gene PTS, whose product is annotated as 6-pyruvoyltetrahydropterin synthase. Gene Ontology annotation, cellular component: mitochondrion. Gene Ontology annotation, molecular function: 6-pyruvoyltetrahydropterin synthase activity. The record is from RefSeq and is a predicted model, not a curated record. Gene Ontology annotation, biological process: tetrahydrobiopterin biosynthetic process. Lineage: Eukaryota; Metazoa; Chordata; Mammalia; Didelphimorphia; Didelphidae.